GAAAGCUUCGAAUUUGAAGAGUCAACAAAUAUGGGCUGGACUCAAACACAAAAAGGGAAGGAAAAUAAAAGCCGGUCAAUUAUAGAUGACUCUUCUAGAAACAAGGAAGUAGCAAAGACCAACAUGGACAUUGCAGAAGGGGACCCGUUCUGGAAAGGAUUCGAAGCAGAACAAAGAGGCAUAGAAGAAUGGAUCAAGAAGCAAAGAGAAGAGGGCUCAACGAAGAAGAAGAGGAGAAUCAAGAUGUGUAGAUCCGUGUAUGCAAAAUCAAGAGCAGUGGGUGUGGGUUCAAAAUCAAAGAAAGGAAAAAGAAAACAGCGCAUGCAAGAUGCAGAGGGGAGAACCGAGCCAAGUUUCCUACCUUGCUCAAAGGGGAACAUUGCGGGUGACUCAGUAGGUGAUAGCGAAAUCCAGAAUUGCAAUAGAUGUUUGAAGAAGCAAGUGCAGAAUCACUUAGCACUGGAGAUUUGGGACCUUGCGAAAAAGCUGGGGGCAGUGGCUGAGGAUGAUAGGGAGAUCAUUCAAAGAAUUGAAGAGUUGGAGAGUAGAGACAGCCGAGACAAAGCAAAGAUGGCAAGUCACGGUUCUGGGGGUGUGAGGAAGAUGACAUGGAGUGGAUUUCAAAACCAUCGGUGGGCAUGUCUGGUGGUUUUCUGUGUGUUUGGAAUCCUAAGAUCGGUGUCGGACCACUGCCCUAUUUUACUGAAAGAAGAAAAGAUUGACUGGGGCCCAAAACCAUUUAAAUUUUUUGAUGCUUGGCUGGAGCAAUCGGGUUGUAAGGAGACUAUUAGAAUAGCGUGGAAUUUAGGUGAAAUAAAUGGAGGGAAAGGAUACAAGCUUAAGGAGAAACUGAAAAUGACCAAGAAAGCACUGAAGGAUUGGAGCAGCAAAUCAAUGGCAGAUGUGGAUAGAAAAAUCAGUGAAUCUGAAAAGAUGAUAGUGGUAAUAGACGAACAAGGAGAGAAGAACACAUUGUCUGAUAUUGACAUUGAAAAAAGAAGAAAUUGCUUUUUAGAGCUAUGGAAGCAUUUGAGAAUCAAAGAGAGAAUGUGGCAGCAAAAUUCAAGAAUGGCGUGGCUGAAAGAAGGGGAUGUGAACACAAAGUUCUUCCAUAGGUGUGUGAAGGGAAGAAGCAGAAGGAAUGAAAUCAACUACAUCCUGAUAAAGGGUAAACAGCACACUGGGGUACUGGGAAUAAAAAAAGCAGUUGCUGAAUACUUUGAAGAACUGUUUACAGAAGAAAUUUGGCAAAGACCGAGGCUGGAUGGGAUUAGUUUUAACCAGAUUUCAGGGGAAGAUAAUGAACUCCUCACAGCCUUAUUUUCUGAAUUGGAAAUCAAACAAGCUAUAUGGGAAUGCAGUUCUUCAAAAUCCCCAGGCCCAGAUGGGUUUAACUUUAGAUUUAUUAAGGAGAUGUGGGAAGACAUCAAAUCAGAGAUCAUCGAUUUUGUUCAAGAGUUUCACAGGCUUGGAAGACUGGUAAGAGGAUCGAAUGCAUCCUUCAUUGUCUUGAUUCCAAAAGUUGAGAACCCUCAAAGAAUAGAAGAAUUCAUACCUAUUUCGCUUAUUGGGGUCAUGUACAAGAUUAUAGCAAAAUUGCUAUCAAAUCGCCUUCAGAAAGUGCUUCCAAAGAUCAUCGGGGAACAGCAAAUGGCAUUCAUCGGGGGUAGACAGCUAGUUGAUGGAGUUGUGAUAGCAAACGAGGUCAUUGAUGAGGCCAAGAGAAAGAAGAAGAAAAGCUUUUUGUUCAAAGUUGAUUUUGAGAAAGCUUAUGACAAUGUCUGUUGGGAUUUCAUUGAUUAUAUGAUGAGGAGAAUGGGAUUCAAUACAACCUGGAGAACUUGGAUACGGGAAUGUCUAACAUCGAGCUCGGUUUCAGUUCUCAUUAAUGGAAGCCCAACAAAUCAAUUCCCGGUUAGCAAAGGGAUUAGACAAGGUGACCCGCUAUCACCCUUCCUAUUUUUAAUAGUAGCUGAAGGAUUAAAUGGGCUAGUAUCCUCUGCAGUGGAGAAACAGCUAAAUAAAGGAGUGGCAGUGGGGAAUGAAGGUGUCUCGGUGUCACACCUACAAUUUGCGGAUGAUACAAUUUUUUUCAGAGAGGCAUCGGAAGACAAUAUUGGGGUUAUUAAAAGCAUAAUGAUAACUUUUGAGCUAGUGUCUGGUCUUAAAAUUAAUUUUGGGAAGAGCCAAUUAAUGGGGGUAGGGGUUGAAGACAACUGGAGAAAUAAGAUGGCUUACAGGUUGUGUUGUAAGGAAAGGGAGCUUCCAUUCAAAUAUUUGGGAAUCCCAAUCGGAGGAAAUCACAAAAGAGUGGCAAUGUGGCAGCCAAUGGUAGAAUCAUUCAAAAAAAAGCUAACUACUUGGAAGGGUCGGUACUUAUCAUUGGGAGGCCGUAUCACGCUCAUUAAUUCGGUGUUGUCCAGCCUGCCCGUGUUCCUCAUGUCGGUCUAUUUAAUCCCAAAAGGAAAAGACAACAAGUGCUAUCAAAUGGGAAAUGAUGGAAAUGAACAAAGGGGUUGGAACCUCCAAUGGAGAAGAAAGCUAUUUGACUGGGAGACUGAAGAGGCAAAGGAGCUCCAACAAUUGAUAGAAGACAAGAGGAUCACGCACGGAAGGCCUGACUUGUGGGAAUGGAUGCAUGACAAGGAUGGACAAUACUCCACUAAGACAACAUACUCAAUCCUAACAAAAGAACAGAUAGAAACAAAUGAGAUCUCGACAUUUAGAAGAAUAUGGAAUCCCAAAUUUCCAAGCAAAGUUUCAGCCUUCAACUGGCAACUUUUGCUGGACAGAAUCCCAACAAAAGCAAAUUUGGUCAUUAGAGGGAUUCUUGGAGAAUCAAAAGAUGGCAAAUGCGUCUUUUGCAAAGUGGAAGAUGAGGACUCCAGACACCUAUUUUUGAAAUGCAAAAUAACCAGGUGGGUGUGGCAAGAGUGCGCUAAAUGGUGGGGAACAGAGGUUCGGUUGGGAAGGGAUUGCUGGAAUUCAUUUCAAAUGUUUGGGAAAUGGAGUAAAGAUCCUAAAUUAAAAGAAGGCUGGGAUUGCAUCUGGAGUAAUGUAAUUUGGACAGUGUGGCUUGCUCGGAAUCAAAUGAUUUUCCAAGAUAAAAAAACUGACCCGAGAAAGUUGCUGGAAAUCAUCCAAGUGCGAUCCUUUCAAUGGAUUACUGCAAAUCUGGACAAGUAUGCUUUUACCCUCUCAGAUUGGCUAAUUAAUCCAGUAGAAUGUCUUAAAGGUAUACAUGCUGGUAGGAAUAAGAGGGACUGAUGAGGAGAUAUCGGGCUGCAUAAUUUUUGCUUAGUAUAGAAAUUGAGUUGGGUCAUGAUGGCUAAUUUGAGCAGCUCUUGACUAUAGUCUACUCCUUAAUGGAUUGAGUGGGUUAAGUAGAUGUAGUCAAUGUAUGCUCAAUGAUAUGAUUGCCAGUGGGCUUCAAUAUUGGGAAGAUUUUGAUGUUCUAAUCAGGGAGCUAUGAAGUGUAUGCAAUGGCGGAUUGAAUUUCGUCAC
This is a messenger RNA of Rubroshorea leprosula, 3504 nucleotides long. The record is from the annotation of a GenBank genome assembly. NCBI's taxonomy places the organism in Eukaryota, Viridiplantae, Streptophyta, Magnoliopsida, Malvales, Dipterocarpaceae.